CUCGUCGGCCCUGCGGCGCCGCCGGAGCCCUGACGCACGGAGCUCGGCUGCGAGAACGAGAGAGAAAGGGGCAGCAAUGGCGGCUCCGCUCGGUGCCCGCUGCUGAGGAGGGCGAAGGCGGCGGAGGGGCUCUGCCGUCGGCCCUGCGGCAUCGCGCCGGCCUCGAGCCGCCCGCCUUCUUUCGCCGACUGCCCUUGCUCUGUCCUGCUCUCCUCCGUCCUGGUCUGCGCUCCGCAGAGUCCGGAGCGGCUCGGCUCCCCCCAACCCCGGCCCGGCUUCGGCUCCCGCUGGCCCUGACUGCCCGGCCCGGCGGGCCAGCCUUCCUCGGCUCUCCCGGGAGCGGCGGGCCCGGUCCCCCCGGGCUGGAUCAUGGUGAACACCCGCAAGAGCUCUCUGCGUCUUCUCGGGUCCAAGUCUCCCGGGCCGGGGCCUGGGCCUGGGACCGGAGCGGAGCCAGGGGCGACCGGAGGCAGCAGCCAUUUCAUCUCUUCUCGGACCCGCUCCUCCAAGACCCGCGCUGCCAGCUGCCCCGCCGCCAAGGCCGGGGGGAGCGGUGGCACCGGCGUCGCCCUGGAUGAGGCCCGGAAAGUUGAAGUUGAUGGUAGUUUAAGCGAUAGCCACGUUUCUCCUCCAGCCAAGCGCACUUUGAAACAACCUGAUUCUGUUUGCAAAGACAAAUCAAAAUCACGUGGUGCUGGUCAGCGAGAGGAAUGGAACAUAACCACUGGACAGACCAGGUUAACUUCUCAGCCUGCUGCUACGUUACCAAACGGACAUAGUAGCCUAUCCCUUCGAAGCCAUCCCCUGCGAGGGGAGAAGAAGGGAGAUGGGGAUCUCUCUUGUAUAAAUGGGGACAUGGAAGUCAGAAAAAGCUGUCGAUCCAGGAAAAACAGAUUUGAAAGCGUGAACCAGAGUUUGUUAUUUGACCAACUAGUAAAUAGCACUGCUGAAGCUGUACUGCAGGAAAUGGAUAACAUUAACAUUAGGCGGAAUCGUCGAUCAGGAGAAGUAGAGAGACUUCGAAUGUGGACAGAUACAGAAUUUGAAAACAUGGAUAUGUAUUCAAGAGUGAAAAGACGAAGAAAGUCAUUGAGAAGAAACAGUUAUGGCAUACAGAAUCAUCAUGAGGUUUCUACUGAAGGUGAAGAAGAAGAGUCUCAAGAAGAAGAUGGAGAUAUAGAAGUUGAAGAGGCAGAAGGAGAAGAAAAUGAUAGACCUUAUAAUUUGAGACAAAGAAAAACAGUGGAUCGAUACCAAGCACCCCCAAUAGUACCAGCUCAUCAAAAAAAGAGGGAAAACACAUUGUUUGAUAUUCAUAGAUCUCCAGCACGAAGAAGCCAUAUCAGGAGAAAGAAGCAUGCCAUUCAUAGUAGUGACACAACUUCGUCUGAUGAGGAACGGUUUGAAAGAAGGAAAUCAAAGAGCAUGGCAAGAGCAAGAAACAGAUGUUUGCCUAUGAACUUCAGAGCAGAAGACUUAGCUAGUGGUAUUCUCCGAGAACGAGUGAAAGUGGGUGCAAGCUUGGCUGAUGUUGAUCCAAUGAACAUUGAUAAAUCAGUACGAUUUGAUAGCAUAGGUGGACUGAGCCACCAUAUUCAUGCACUAAAGGAAAUGGUGGUAUUCCCACUUUUAUAUCCAGAAAUUUUUGAAAAGUUUAAAAUUCAGCCUCCAAGGGGCUGUUUGUUUUACGGUCCUCCUGGUACAGGUAAAACUUUGGUUGCCAGAGCAUUAGCUAAUGAAUGCAGUCAAGGAGACAAAAAGGUGGCUUUUUUUAUGCGAAAAGGAGCAGAUUGUUUGAGCAAGUGGGUUGGUGAAUCUGAAAGACAACUUAGACUUCUUUUUGAUCAGGCAUAUUUGAUGAGACCAUCUAUAAUAUUUUUUGAUGAAAUAGAUGGAUUAGCUCCAGUUCGCUCUAGUAGACAAGAUCAGAUCCACAGCUCUAUAGUCUCAACUCUGCUUGCCCUUAUGGAUGGAUUAGAUAAUAGGGGUGAAAUUGUUGUUAUUGGUGCUACAAACAGACUUGACUCCAUAGAUCCUGCACUCAGGAGACCUGGUCGUUUUGACAGAGAGUUCCUUUUCAAUUUGCCUGAUCAAAAGGCAAGAAAACACAUUUUACAGAUCCAUACCAGGGACUGGAAUCCAAAAUUAUCUGAUGCUUUUUUAGAUGAAUUGGCUGAAAAAUGUGUUGGCUACUGUGGAGCUGACAUCAAGGCACUGUGCACGGAAGCUGCCCUCAUUGCCCUCCGGAGGCGUUACCCACAGAUCUAUGCCAGCAGCCACAAGCUGCAACUGGAUGUGUCCUCCAUAGUGCUCAGUGCCCAGGACUUCUACCAUGCAAUGCAGAACAUUGUGCCUGCUUCCCAGCGUGCUGUGAUGUCUUCGGGACAUGCGUUGUCCCCCAUUAUAAGACCUCUGCUAGAAAGAAGCUUCAAUAACAUCCUUGCAGUUUUGCAAAAAGUGUUUCCUCAUGCUGAAAUUAGCCAGAGUGACAAGAAGGAAGACAUAGAAACUCUGAUUGUAGAUGAUAGUGAAGAUGAAAAUGCUUUGUCAAUUUUUGAGACUAGCUGUCACUCAGAAUCACCAAAGAAACAGUCGUCAGCUGCUGCUAUCCAUAAAUCCUACCUGCAUUUUACAAUGUCACCUUAUCAUCAGCCAACCUCUUAUCGGCCACGAUUGUUGCUGUCUGGAGAACGAGGUUCAGGUCAAACGUCCCACCUUGCUCCAGCACUUCUUCAUACUUUGGAAAGGUUCUCUGUGCAUAGGCUAGAUCUCCCAGCACUUUACUCAGUUAGUGCCAAAACACCUGAAGAAUCGUGUGCACAGAUUUUUCGUGAAGCUCGGAGAACAGUACCGAGUAUUGUUUACAUGCCUCACAUUGGUGAUUGGUGGGAAGCUGUCAGUGAAACUGUGAGAGCAACUUUUCUGACUUUGCUGCAAGACAUACCAUCAUUUUCACCUAUAUUUUUAUUGUCUACCUCUGAAACCAUGUACAGUGAACUGCCUGAAGAGGUUAAAUGUAUCUUUAGAAUUCAGUAUGAAGAGGUGUUAUAUAUUCAAAGGCCUAUUGAAGAAGACAGAAGAAAAUUUUUCCAAGAAUUAAUUCUCAAUCAGGCCUCAAUGGCUCCACCACGAAGGAAACACACUGCUCUUUGUGCUAUGGAAGUGCUUCCUCUUGCACUGCCUUCUCCACCUCGUCAGUUAUCCGAAUCAGAAAAAACUCGGAUGGAGGACCAGGAGGAAAACACUCUGCGAGAGCUGCGGCUGUUCCUCAGGGAUGUGACCAAGAGGCUGGCUGCAGAUAAACGCUUCAACAUCUUCAGCAAACCGGUGGAUAUUGAAGAGGUUUCAGAUUAUCUAGAAGUAAUCAAGGAACCAAUGGAUUUAUCAACAGUGAUAACUAAAAUUGAUAAACAUAAUUACUUGACUGCUAAGGAUUUUCUGCAAGAUAUUGACCUCAUCUGUAGCAAUGCUUUAGAGUACAAUCCCGACAAGGACCCAGGAGAUAAAAUAAUUAGGCACAGAGCUUGUACCCUGAAGGACACUGCACAUGCCAUAAUUGCAGCUGAAUUGGAUCCAGAGUUUAAUAAACUCUGUGAAGAAAUUAAGGAAGCCAGAAUAAAAAGAGGCUUAUCAGUAACAGCAGAACAAAUAAAUCCUCAUGGUACUGCAGCUCGGAAGACAGAAACGAGAGUUGAAGAGGCAUUUCGGCACAAACAAAGAAAUCCAAUGGAUGUCUGGCACAAUUCUGCAAAUAAAUGUGCAUUUCGGGUUCGGAGAAAAUCAAGGCGACGAUCGCAGUGGGGUAAAGGAAUUAUUAAGAAAAGAAAGGUCAAUAAUUUAAAAAAAGAUGAAGAAGACACCAAAUUUGCAGACUUUGAGAACCAUUCGGAGGACAGGAAGUUGCUGGAAAAUGGCGAGUUUGAGAUAAACACUGACUGCCAUGAGGAGAAUGGAGAAGAAACUGGAGACCUGUCUAUGACCAAUGAUGAGUCGUCGUGUGACAUCAUGGACAUGGAUCAGGGGCAGAGGCUUAGCAGUGGAGCAGGCACGAAAGAGAACUUUGCGUCCACUGAAGAGGAAAGUUCGAAUGAAUCUCUCCUUGUCAACAGCAGUGGUUCUCUCAAUCCAGAACAGACAUCUAGGAAAGAGCCUUUCCUUAAAGGAAACUGCCUCAAUGGUGAAGCUUCCACUGACAGCUUUGAGGGACUCCCAGCCAGGGCGUGUCAGAAUGGCAAAGCUGAAGUAGUUUCUCUCUGUAGUAGUAGGGAAAAAUGUAAUUCUGAACAAAAGAUUGUUAUGGAGGACCAGACUAGAGAAAAACCAGAAGCUUCGACGGAAGACCUUGGAAGAGAUCCCGAGAAACUAGAGGCCCUGCGGUGUGGCAGCGGUGAGAAGUUAGAGCCAACCUCUGAUCCAGGGACUAAAGACACAGAGCUGGAUCAAGAAGGUGCUUUUAAAGUAAAGAAAUGCCGUAAAUUAAUUUUAGAGCAGGCCAAAGCAACAAGCCUGGAACUGGUUCCAGAAGAGCCUUCGGAGCCUGUGCCGCCUCUCAAAGUGGACCGCGAGAGGCUGAAGAAAUUGCUUGAUUUGUUGGUAGAUAAAAGCAACAAUCUGGCAGUUGACCAGCUUGAGAGAUUAUAUUCUCUUCUUAGUCAGUGCAUCUACCGUCAUCGGAAAGAUUAUGACAAAUCACAACUUGUAGAGGAGAUGGAAAGAACAGUUCAUACGUUUGAGACAUUUCUAUGAACUUCUCAAGAUGAGUGGGUUACCGUCUCCAAUCUGCUCCUGACCGAGCAGCCUUCUGAGCCAUUCAACUUCGAAUUGCACCAAUUAUGUGCAGAGCCUCGGUGUAAAGUGCUCUCUCACUCAUUCUUCUCUGUUGAAUUUGGUGCUAUUGUCUCAGGUACCUGAAACCAACCAGCCUACAAGAACCAAACAGAACUUCAGAAACUUGUUGUAUUUUCCACAAAUAAAAAAUACAACCCCACAGCUUGGAGAUUUUGGUGCUACAGAAACUGCUUUCGCUUCUGCUCCUCUUCUUGUGCACUCUCUUUUGGAAGACUUCUCUCUGAGGGAGCAGACCAGCAAAUAGGAGGAAACUGGAUGAGGCAGUUCUAACUGUGUUGAAUUGUUUAAACAGCGGGCAUCCUGUUUUGGUUUCUGUUUUCUUUUCUUUUUUUUUUUUUUAGCCCCUUUUCUCAUAUUCCCUACCCCCUUUCUGGGUAAUGAACUGAUUCCUGUUUUAGAGUUGGCUCUGGUAUAUUCUGGUGGGAAAUUGAAGAAACUGGAUGAAAUUAGAUUAGGCUCUUUAGAACUGCCUUUAAUGUGCCUUUUAUUAAUUUGAGAAAGAUAAGGCUAAACUGAAUUAGCUUGUUUGUAAUGGAUAAAUUAGAGUGUUUUCUUUGGUCACAACCUUGAAAAUAAGUUUUGAUAACUCUGUGUCAUUAAAAGACAACUAACGUUUUGGCAUUAAAUGCCUGUUGCGUUCUCAAAGCGCAAUCAAGACACUCGGUAAGCCACAUAGUAUGCUAAAAUCGUUAAGUUUUCCUGUGUGGUCUGUUUCUGUUUAAGAAACAAAGUAAUAAUAAUUAUUUAAAAAAGAGAAAAUGUAAUACACAGUCAUGAGAAAAAUCACACUUUUCAGUAUUGCUGACAAUGGUGACCCCUAAUGAGUAGAUGACGACCAUUCUUUCUUCUGUCGGUGACAACUUAAUAGUUACUCAUGUUUGAGUUCCUAGAGAGAAAUGUACAGUAAAUUAUUACUGCUUUGUUUUAAAGCUGGAACUUGCCAAAUGGACAGAAAAGAGAGGAAUUUGUCAGAGUCUCCGUGAAAUUCAUUUUCUGGUUGUGUAAUUAAUUGCCAGUGAAUGCUGGUAUGGUCCUUGAAUAUCAGUGUUACUGCUUAAAUCCCUUCCCAUAAGCUGACCUUCACAGCUCUUCAUUUUGGUAGGAACUCAUUUUGGCUAUUGCUGAGUGAUUUCUGUGAAUUGUAUUUAUCUGAAAUUAAUUAUGGGUUACUAGUUUUACAAAACUUUCUGCAAAUUUGGAGGCACAGUCUAGGCAGUUGCAAAGAGGCAAAGGGAGUGCAGUGAGAUUUUUUUUUUUAUCAGAUGAUUUUUAAAUAAGUUAGAAAAUUAUGCUGACAAGUUGGCUUGCUAUCUUGAUUCAUUAUAGCUAUGGGCCGCAGGUGUGUCUUUCCAAUAUAUGCAACACAUGUAGUUUGCGUUUUAAUUAGGGCAAAUGGUCUUGGACUACUGCAGAGAUAUUGAGCUACCUCAGCUUUUUGUAAUUUAGUUACAGUUACCAGCAGUGUUUGCAGAGUCCUGGAAUGACUUUGACACCGUGGACUCGCAGAAGCUAAGGUACCGGUCUCCUUGUCUCUGGCUGUUUUGUGGAGGGCAGGAAGCACACUGCGGCAGUCGUGUCCUGCAGUGAUCCCAAGUGCUUCUUCGCAUUUACAUCGAAUGCCUUCUAAUACUAGCUUAAUUUUUUUAAAAUGCCACUUGUUUUCUUUAUGCUUAAUGAAGUUUUCAUAAUAUUCAGUUAGUUAUGUAAUUCAAGAUGCUAACCAUGUAGACACACUGUAUUUUUUAAGGUGGGCAAGUGCGAUUAUAAUGAACCAUUUUAAAGGGGAGGUUAUUUGAAACCUCUAAUUUGAUUAUUGGGAGGAUUUUCAUGCUUUCUUUAGUAUUUAUUACCAUCAUACUGGUUCAGACUAUUUUACUGUCUAAUACAUUAUUAGCAUUUUGUAUUUUGAUGGAAAUUGUUACAGAAUUUAAAGAUUUGAUGAAAUAAGAUGUAGCAGAUUUUUUGUAGUAAGUUUCUGGUAAAAGGGUUUUUUGCAAGUCUCAGGUUCUUGCUGCACUAUUUUUUUUUAACUAUUUAUUCCAGUUACUCUAAUUCAGCAGCAUUCUGUUCAAGUAACAGCAGCACUUGUGAAAGGAAAAAAAAAACGCACAUGUUCUUAGUAGGUUACUAAAUUUGUACACGUUAAUUAAGAUUUUAGCCAUCAGUGAGUUUGACAAGAGAAAUUUAUUUAUGUUUGGCAUUAAAAUGCUUUAAAGGUCUUUUUAAAAUUUUUAAUCUUUAAUGUAAAUGAGAAAAUUGGAGACAACCUCAAUAUAGGAACUGCCAUUUUGAACAGUAUAGGUCUUAAAGAGAAAGCCAGUCUAACGCCAAGGGGAGAAAAAAAUGGCUGACAUUGUACCAACUCUUCUGAUCCCCUUUCCCUCCAAAAAGAAGUACUCUAUAGCAGUUUUGCUUAUGUUACCGAGACAUCUGGUGGUCCUAUAGUUUAAAGCAGCUUGUAAAAUUAUCCAGGUAGACUUGGUUUUGUUUCCCUUUCUGUAAGUUCUUGAUUUUGCUGUACAGCAUUGGCAAAACCGUGUAUAAAUUGACCUCUUAUUUCCUAUUGUGAGCAUUAUAAAUGAUAAGCUCCUGUGUAAAACUUUACUCCCGGUUCCCUAGAAUAUGUGUCACAGCCCAGCCCAGCAAAUAUUUCGUGCUCGGCUGUGGGAUCUCGGGAGCUGUUUUGAAUAUGAUGGAACCACAUUAAGGUUGAAACUGAUGGCUGUGGAAUUAAUUGUGUUUUUGAGCUUGAAUCUCACCUGUGAUUAAUUUUUAAUGUUCUUUCAUGACUUGAUUUUUUUUUCAUAUGCCAAUGUAUUUGUAGGUUUAUUGGAUUUAUUUUUUAGGGAGCGGGGUGGUAAUUUCUUCUCUCUUUUCUUUUAAUUGAGUUGGAUCAGCUAUGGUGCUAUUCAGUAGGUAUCUUCAGUGUCAGUUCCCGUAGCUGAAUGCCAUUGUUAUUAUAAUUAUUAUUUGUAAUCAUAUUGUAAGCUUGCAUUUGGGCUUAUACCUGCAUCUUUUGUAUUUUGUACAUUUGGUUACUUAGACGUUGGGAGUCCUAAUUGGUUUCAGUCAUGUAAGUCUACUUUGUAGAUCAAGUAGGCUUCAUCAACUAUGUUCUGUUUUGGGUUAUGUAGUUUAAUUUAGAAUUGUGUUAAAAUGAUGUUUUGCAUUUGACUUCAUUUUACAUUAGUUUGAAGUAAAUUAUUUAAUUUUUGAAUUAUGGAAUUUGAACAUUUACUGUAAUUUGUAAUAUAACUGCUGUGAAAUACUUGAAUAAAGAUGAUAAGAAAA
Ochotona curzoniae (black-lipped pika) is the source of this 8139-nucleotide messenger RNA. RefSeq names its product ATPase family AAA domain containing 2B (gene ATAD2B). Gene Ontology annotation, cellular component: nucleus. The transcript is spliced from 28 exons. The coding region runs from base 370 to 4746 and encodes 1458 amino acids. Gene Ontology annotation, biological process: positive regulation of transcription by RNA polymerase II. NCBI's taxonomy places the organism in Eukaryota, Metazoa, Chordata, Mammalia, Lagomorpha, Ochotonidae. The record is from RefSeq and is a predicted model, not a curated record. Gene Ontology annotation, molecular function: ATP hydrolysis activity; ATP binding; histone binding.